Austrofundulus limnaeus is the source of this 447-nucleotide messenger RNA. Its product is annotated as beta-microseminoprotein. The record is from RefSeq and is a predicted model, not a curated record. Lineage: Eukaryota; Metazoa; Chordata; Actinopteri; Cyprinodontiformes; Rivulidae.
AAACUUUUGGCUUUGGCUUUGCUGCUCUGUGUCCUGGCGUCGCCUUCAAAUGCUCAAUGUUUCUCAAAGGAUGUGACACCUGGACAGACCGAUUGUGUGGAUCUUGUAGAUAACACGAGGCAUGAAGUCGGCACCAAAUGGAGAAACAGUGCAUGUCAGGACUGCACUUGCUCCGAAUGUUGUGCUGCAUAUUCUACUCCAACAGGAUUUCCUGAUGACUGCAUUGCAGAGUUUGACUCAGACGCCUGCGUGUACGUUGUGCACAAGAAGGACGACCCGUCUGAGCUGUGUCCAGUUACUUCUGCUGUAGGAAAAUGAGUGAAAUGGUGUCAAAGUUUUCCACAAUGAAUGUAUGACUAUGGCGGAAGCUGAGUUGGGUAAAUCUAAAUGCAACACCUUGGAUGAGAAAUUAUUCAUGAUUAUCAAUAAACUGUGAGCAUAUUAAAA